AUGCAGUUCAAGAACGCUAUCUUCACUAUCGGCGUCCUCAUCAGCGCCUGCACCGCUGCUGCUGUCCCUGAAGCUCAGCCCCCUACCCCUGAUCUCUCCAAGCGCGCUUGCAACGAGGAUGGAUACGCUAAGUGCACUCAAGCGUGUCAGAUGGGACCCGGUGGCGCUCCCCUUGGAUGCUGGGCUGGAUACCCUUUAAAGGAUGCUGCGCUACUUGGGACUGCUGUUAAUUCGCCCGUCUGA
Fusarium coffeatum is the source of this 243-nucleotide messenger RNA. RefSeq lists its product as uncharacterized. The record is from RefSeq and is a predicted model, not a curated record. NCBI's taxonomy places the organism in Eukaryota, Fungi, Ascomycota, Sordariomycetes, Hypocreales, Nectriaceae. The transcript has 3 exons. The coding region runs from base 1 to 243 and encodes 80 amino acids.